Molecule: messenger RNA, 1185 nt
Organism: Carya illinoinensis
Lineage: Eukaryota; Viridiplantae; Streptophyta; Magnoliopsida; Fagales; Juglandaceae
Exons: 6
Coding region: 483-845 (120 amino acids)
Source: RefSeq, a predicted model, not a curated record
AGAAUUAGAAAAUAAUUUCUCACCAAUGGAGGCCUCACCAAUUGAAGUCAAUUGAAGGGUAAGGUUCUCUUGUGGGGUUUUUAACCAAUCAAAAGUCAUGCUUUAGAUACCUAACUCAGCAACAGAUGUACAACGUCUCCUGAAAACAUAUUUUUAAUUUUUUUAAGCUUCAAUUAAGUUGAAAUAACUUGCUACCACGGAUCCAUUUUCUUUCGUAAUAGACACAAAUAGGGCGUCAAUUUUUCUUAGCUUUCUUUUGCUAAAUUUUGAAGGGGAGCCCUUUGUUGGUCAUGCAAAAACUGUUCCCAUUUGCGGAAAAAUUCCAUCUUUUUGUUCCUUCUUUCUUUAUAUCUGAUCUGAAGGAAGAAGCGCGAACUCAGAAAGGAAACGAGCUUCCAUUGCUCAGUCUUGUUCUUCGCAGGCUUUUUUAGGGCUGCAGCAGAGCAGAGGACGUCAUCCUUCAGAACACGUCUUCCUGCACAAUGGAUAAAAAGGCUACUAGAAAUGGCCUUGAAUUGGUGAGAUCAGUUUCCGAUAAGCAUAGUGAUCUUUUGAGGUCAUCUGCUCGAUAUUUUUCGGCAGUUAAAGGGCACUUAUCAGAUGCGGUAGGCUAUGAAAGGAGCAAGUAUACCCUCAUCAGAGAUCCAGAAGAUACCCAACUAGGCAUUUAUGACAAACCCCUUCCAUGCUUUGGCUGCGGAAUAGGAUGGUUUUCAUUUCUUUUAGGUUUUCUGUUCCCACUUCUUUGGUACUAUGCGACAUUUCUCUAUUUUGGAAAUUACUACCGCAGGGAUCCCAGGGAGAGAGCAGGACUGGCAGCCUCAGCAAUUGCGCUUCAAUCUUAAAGUAGCAAAAUUGUCGUUGUCAUUGCAGGCACUGGCUUGUACUGUAGUGUUGUUGGUCCUAGCAGCAAUUCGUCUCUUUUAGCCACUGUCACUCUGAUCCCGGGAUGCUUCUAAAUUACUCUGUGAGCAUCAGAAAAUUGAAGUAAAAUUGUGAGGACAUGUAGAUAACACGGCAGAAGAGCAGAAAACAUAUAGUUCCAAGACUAUUCUCCAUAAAAUGGAGAUUAGAUGAUAAAAUACAAAAUCCCCUGUUACAAAUACCCUGCAUCUGUAUGUAAACAGAUUUGGAGAAAGUUUGUUCACAUUUAAACUCGUCUUUUAUCAUUGUUCAUUUGAAGCU